AUGGCCCAGGAAAACAAGAUGUGCAUCUGCCCCAUAUUAUCCACAAGAGGCGAAAACAUGGCCAAAGGCGGACAUUCACAUAGAACUACGCUCAAAAAGGAGCAUAAGCCAUUCAAGUCCAAGCAUGCGUCCAAGGGUCUGUUGAAAAACCAGUUUAAAGGUAAAGUGGAAAAGUCCACCAGCGGGAACAAUAAGCUGAUUCGGGUCAUGAGCAAAGCCGAGAGAAAGAACACCUCCAAGCAGUUGAAAGAGAAGAAAAUUCUCGACACGAAGAUGUCGCGUCGCUUGUUUGAAGGCAGUCUGGGCGCUGAAAAGAUUAUCACCAUCAUUGGACUUACAGACGACAUUAACACCGGAGAGAUUUUGGGCCAAUUGGUGAACUCUUUGAAGGAAGAGGAGGAUGACGUUGAAACAGAGUUUUCUGCUCCACGAGUGUAUAGUUUGCGCUUGCCACGGUUCAAGAACAACGUUAAGUUUGUGUUGCCUGAUCCCAAUGAUUUCAUUUCCAUUUUGGAUGCGGCUAAGGCCUCCGACUAUGUUGUGUUUGGUCUUUCUGCAGAACAAGAAGUGGAAAAGGAGUAUGGUGAACAGAUUUUGCGGGCUGUGGUGGCGCAGGGCGUGGCCACUGUUCUUGGUGUCGUUCCCAACCUUGUUUCAGCAUACCCAAAGAAAAAUCUCCAGCAAGAUAUUCGUCAAUCAUUGCAGUCUUUCUUCAGCCAUUUCUUUCCGAACGAGGAUAAGCUUUUCGCUUUGGAAAACACUAGCGAGUGCUUGAAUUGCAUUCGGGCCAUAGCACAGAAGUUCCCCAAAUCGGUCAAUUGGAGAGAUGCUCGGGCGUACAUUUUGGCCGACCAAACCUAUUGGAAUGGGGAAGGUGAAUCAGGGUUUGUCGUGGUCGAAGGUACAGCAAGAGGCAUUGGAUUCAAUGCCAAUCGUUUGGUCCAUAUUCCAGGCCAUGGUGAUUUCCAAUUGGAGCGGAUUGAGAAAAUUACCAAGCACAAAAAUGACGAAGGCGACGUUUUUACGCCGACUCUGGAACAAGAAGGUUUGGAGGAGUUGAAUCCAGAAGAGUUUGACAUGGAGGAUGAUUUCCAGUACGACGAUAUGGGUGUUCAGAUGGAAGGUAAAAACUACUUCGACGACAAUGCUGGACCAGCUGCCCGCAAGUACAAAGUUCCGAAAGGAACAUCUGAGUACCAAAGCAAAUGGCUUUUGGAUGAUGUUUUGGAAGGCGCUUCUGACGUCGAGGAAGAAGGAGAUGACGAGGAGGCCGAAAUGGAAAUGGAGAAUAUGGAUGAUGCCAUGGACGUCAACGGACUCAAUGGAAGUGAACAGAUGGACAUGGAUGAUAUGGACGAUAGACAAACAGUUGCUGACGAUUUUGUGGAGUUGUCUCCCCAAGAAGAAGAGGAACAGUUGCGUCAGUACCGUGAGAUGGAGAAAGAGGACCGGGAGUUCCCAGACGAAAUCGAAUUGGCGCCAUCUGAAUCAGCAAAAGAAAAACUUCGCGAGUACCGUGGAAUCAAAUCUUUGGGUACCUGCGACUGGGACUGGGACGAAUAUGACUCGCAUAGACCAAGCAUCUAUAGUCGUUUGUUGCACAUCACCAACUUCAAGGCCACUCGCAACAAAAUUCACAAAGAUGCUAUCAAAGAAGCACAAGUGAAUAUUGGAAGCAAAGUGCGUCUUUUCAUUCGUGCGCCCAAAUUCGUGCUUGACAAUGUGGAUGUUCUCCGUGCUCCUUUUGUUGUGUAUUCCCUUUUAGCUCACGAACACAAGCUUGCAGUUACCAACUUCUCCUUCCAAACAUGGGAAGACCACGAGGAGCCAGUUCCUUCGGGCGAAAACAUCGUUGUUCAAUAUGGUUUCCGAAGACAGGUGAUUCUGCCUAUGUUCAACCAGGCACUGAACACUUCGAACAAUGUUCACAAAUAUGAGAGGUUUGCACACCAGGGCAAUCUUAGCAUCGCCACGGCAAUUGCUCCUGUGCUUUUCUAUAAUGCACCGGCGCUUUUCUUCAAACCAGGCCCUGACGGCUCUAUCCAGAUGGUGGGUCAGGGUACAUUCUUGAACUGUGACCACACACGUGUUGCAGCAGAAAGAGUGGUGCUUACGGGCCAUCCAGUCAAAAUUCACAAGAGACUUGUCACCGUCAGAUACAUGUUCUUCCAUGUGGAAGAUAUCAACUGGUUCAAGGCUGUUCCUUUGUUCACGAAAUCAGGCCGCACAGGUUUUAUCAAGGAAAGUUUGGGUACGCAUGGCUACUUCAAGUGUACUUUCGACGGACGACUCACGGCUCAGGAUGUGGUGGCCAUGGCGCUUUACAGACGGGUGUGGCCCAGCAUUCUGGAACCAUACUAG
Molecule: messenger RNA, 2361 nt
Organism: Clavispora lusitaniae ATCC 42720
Lineage: Eukaryota; Fungi; Ascomycota; Pichiomycetes; Serinales; Metschnikowiaceae
Gene: TSR1
Product: Tsr1p
Biological process (GO): maturation of SSU-rRNA from tricistronic rRNA transcript (SSU-rRNA, 5.8S rRNA, LSU-rRNA); endonucleolytic cleavage of tricistronic rRNA transcript (SSU-rRNA, 5.8S rRNA, LSU-rRNA); ribosome biogenesis
Cellular component (GO): nucleus; preribosome, small subunit precursor
Molecular function (GO): U3 snoRNA binding; GTP binding; GTPase activity
Source: RefSeq, a predicted model, not a curated record